Messenger RNA from Annulohypoxylon maeteangense, 2572 nucleotides. RefSeq names its product heat shock protein 70 family. The transcript has a single exon. Gene Ontology annotation, molecular function: ATP hydrolysis activity; misfolded protein binding; ATP binding. Gene Ontology annotation, cellular component: plasma membrane; cytosol; nucleus. The record is from RefSeq and is a predicted model, not a curated record. Gene Ontology annotation, biological process: protein refolding; cellular response to unfolded protein; vesicle-mediated transport. The coding region runs from base 384 to 2342 and encodes 652 amino acids. Lineage: Eukaryota; Fungi; Ascomycota; Sordariomycetes; Xylariales; Hypoxylaceae.
GUUAUCGUCUAGUGAAUUCAGGAACGUACUAUUCUCUUCUAUCUGUAUGUUAGGCGGAAAGUACCAGAAGCGGGUACCGUCUUCCAGCAAUUCGAGAAGAUUCCUUGGCCCCACCAUAGCUUCCACUUGCAAUUGUAUUAAACUCCAGGUCAAAUCCCAAGCAACAAUUUCUUCUUUCCAUCUUCAAACUCAAACAUAAACAUCUUCUCCUUCCUCUCUUGAAGAGUAAACGCAUAAUAAAUCUAGAGAUACCCAUCCCCCAUCCGGGUACAUAAUUCUUUUGCGUUUUUAAAACAACUUCACACACAUUUUCCUCUACACAUACCGCAUUACCCCACCUCUAUUAUUUUGACAUCUCAAAUUCUUCUUCACAUUUUUUCACCAUGGUUGCCGCAGUCGGAAUUGACUUGGGCACGACCUACUCGUGUGUCGGUGUCUUUCGAGAUGACCGCAUCGAGAUUAUCGCCAACGACCAGGGUAACCGAACCACUCCCUCGUUCGUUGCCUUCACAGAUACCGAGCGUCUGAUCGGUGAUGCCGCCAAGAACCAGGUUGCAAUGAACCCCCACAACACCGUCUUCGACGCUAAGCGUCUGAUUGGUCGCAAAUUCAGCGACGCUGAGGUGCAAGCAGACAUGAAGCACUUCCCCUUCAAGGUUAUCGAGAAGAACGGAAAGCCCAUUAUUGAGGUUGAAUACAAGGGCGAAAACAAGCAGUUCACUCCCGAGGAGAUCUCCUCUAUGGUCCUCACCAAGAUGCGUGAGACCGCCGAGUCUUACCUAGGUGGCACCGUCACCAACGCUGUCAUCACUGUGCCAGCCUACUUCAACGACUCUCAACGUCAAGCCACCAAAGACGCUGGUCUCAUUUCUGGCAUGAACGUUCUUCGAAUUAUCAACGAGCCCACCGCGGCUGCUAUCGCCUACGGCCUUGACAAGAAGGCUGAGGGCGAGCGCAACGUUCUCAUCUUCGAUCUCGGUGGUGGUACCUUCGAUGUCUCUCUCCUAACCAUCGAGGAGGGUAUCUUCGAAGUCAAGUCUACCGCUGGUGACACUCACUUGGGUGGUGAGGACUUCGACAACCGACUUGUUAACCACUUCGUCAACGAGUUCAAGCGUAAGCACAAGAAGGAUCUCUCCACCAACGCUCGUGCUCUACGACGUCUCCGAACUGCUUGCGAGCGAGCCAAGCGUACUCUUUCUUCUUCUGCCCAGACCUCUAUCGAGAUCGACUCCCUGUUCGAGGGUAUUGACUUCUACACAUCGAUCACUCGUGCUCGAUUCGAAGAGCUUUGCCAGGACCUCUUCCGAUCCACCAUCCAGCCUGUGGACCGUGUCUUGGCCGACGCGAAGAUUGACAAGUCUCAGGUUCAUGAGAUCGUGCUUGUCGGUGGUUCCACUCGUAUCCCCCGUGUGCAGAAGCUCAUCACGGACUACUUCAACGGAAAGGAGCCCAACAAGUCCAUCAACCCCGAUGAGGCUGUCGCAUACGGUGCUGCCGUCCAGGCCGCUAUCCUGUCUGGUGACACUAGUUCGAAGUCAACUAACGAGAUUCUUCUUCUCGAUGUUGCCGCGUUGUCUCUCGGUAUCGAGACUGCCGGUGGUAUGAUGACCAAGCUCAUCCCCCGUAACACCACCAUCCCUACCAAGAAGUCGGAGGUCUUCUCCACCUUCUCCGACAACCAACCCGGUGUGCUUAUCCAGGUCUACGAGGGUGAGCGUCAACGCACCAAGGACAACAGCUUGCUCGGCAAGUUCGAGCUCACUGGUAUCCCUCCCGCACCCCGUGGUGUUCCCCAAAUCGAGGUUACCUUCGAUCUCGAUGCCAAUGGAAUCAUGAACGUCUCCGCUGUCGAGAAGGGCACCGGAAAGUCCAACAAGAUCGUCAUCACCAACGACAAGGGCCGCCUGUCCAAGGAGGAGAUCGAGCGCAUGCUCGCGGAGGCUGAGAAGUACAAGGAGGAAGAUGAGGCUGAAGGCCGCCGUAUCGGUGCCAAGAACGGCCUAGAGUCCUAUGCUUACUCUCUCCGAAACACCAUGUCCGACUCCAAGGUCGACGAGAAGCUCGACGCUGGUGACAAGGAGAAGCUCAAGGCCGAGAUUGACAAGGUCGUGUCUUGGCUCGACGAGAACCAGCAAGCUACUCGCGAGGAGUACGAAGAGAAGCAGAAGGAGCUUGAGGGUAUCGCCAACCCCAUCAUGAUGAAGUUCUACGGCGCUGGCGGUGCUGGUGGCAUGCCUGGCGGUAUGCCCGGCGGACCCGGUGGCCCCGGCGGCUUCCCUGGUGCUGGCGGCCCCGGUGCUGCCCAGGAUGACGGCCCCACCGUCGAGGAGGUUGACUAAAUGGUUUCCUUUCAAUGACCUGUCUGUCUUUGUUACUUCCCGGCGUUUUCCCAUCGGUGUGGCGUUAUGACGCACCGAGUGGCGGUCUCGGAUUUCUCAUGGGUUUGCACUACUAGAUUUUUUACUGGUAAUGAUAAAGGGCAAAAGUUGCGGUUUUACGACUUGCAUGGAUGUAUUCUAGGCAGGAAUAGUCCUACUUCCUACACGAAGCAAUGAAGUUAAUUCACGAA